This is a messenger RNA of Plasmopara halstedii, 8394 nucleotides long. Its product is annotated as dead deah box rna. Gene Ontology annotation, molecular function: ATP hydrolysis activity; ATP binding; nucleic acid binding. The record is from RefSeq and is a predicted model, not a curated record. NCBI's taxonomy places the organism in Eukaryota, Oomycota, Peronosporomycetes, Peronosporales, Peronosporaceae. Gene Ontology annotation, biological process: protein phosphorylation. The coding region runs from base 1 to 8394 and encodes 2797 amino acids. The transcript is spliced from 2 exons. Gene Ontology annotation, cellular component: nucleus.
AUGCGACGUGUGUCGUGGCUCGUGGUCUUGACCAUCUUUAACGCAUCAAACUGGUUCAUGACAAUCUUUGCCGACUAUUCCACGGUUGAAAUAUACUCGGACGCGAAUUGUGAGUCCAUUCCCUUAGUCGUGACACUUGAAGUCAUGAAUACAACAUGUACACCAAGCGGUACAUGUAACGCGAUUGAGAUCAAUAACUCGUCGUAUUAUUACGCUCAACAGUGUACGACAGACCGAUUUAAAUACACAUCACAAUUAUUUAGUGGAGCCAAGUACCUUAUGAUUGAUGGAUUUCAAGAAGAAGGAUGUGAAUCAUAUGUACGUUCUAAUGUGUUUCUAGCCGCUGGAACGUGUCAACUUGCUUCGUAUGUAGGUCAACGUAGUGAAAUUGCGACGCUUUUUAGAGAUGGAUCAGCAUAUAUGACUGUUUAUAGUGAUUCAGCAUGUGCUAAGAAGACACAAGUGUUUGAUCUCAAUACUUCGAUUAUUCAAGACCAUACUUGUUAUAAGGGUUAUAACAAGUUCUAUACAUCAGACCAUACAGGAAUUGUUGUUGAAAAUACUAGUGAUAGUGGUUCGAACUUGACAACACCAACAAUGAUGUUAUCUCAUGAAUCAAGUAUGAGCACUGGUGCACUCUUUGGAAUUGUUGUCACGUGUUUGGGAGUUGUGAUUGUACCGAUAUUGCUGAUUUAUUGGAGAAUGCAUCAUUCGAAACAAAAGCGAGAAAAGAGUGCUGGGAAUUCUCGAGCACAACCUCCCGACAUUUCAUUAGUAGUCAGUGGGAAGCAUGAGAGUGAUGAACGAUAUGCACCAGAUCUUUCACCAAAGUUUGACCGAAAGAGCUCACAUUCUGGACAUGCCCUUCGAAAUGAGCGAAAGUGUGAACCAACGCCAGUACAUUGGAAAGAUGAGCGCACUGCACGAGGUAAUGGAUUGCGUAGACUACCAAACGAUAGAUUUGGUAGCGAUUCAAUCGGACGUUUACAUACGAACGAGCUUCAUACAGCAUCAAGACAUAGCAGUCGAUUACAGCGAGAAGAUCUUAGCGAUGGUCAAAAUUACAGUGAUCCGAUUCCUUCUGAUCAUCGUCAACCUGAUCAUAAAUGGGAUGGACCAUACAGUGACAAAGUAAUGAAUGAUCGAGAUCAUGUUCAUGGAGAAUCUAUCAGAAGUAAUUGGAUGCAGGACUUUGAGCUUAGUAGACAGUGGACUCCAAGUGAACCAGAACAAAGUACUCGAGCUAAAUCUGAGCCUCUACAUGCACAUACACUACGUGGACCUGUGACAGCUGAUAGUGUUUGUGAAGAUGACGCUGUAUUAUCGAGUCGUAUCUCACGUGAUAAAGUAAUUGUUGAAGAUUUAAUAGGUCGAGGUGGAUAUGGUGAAGUCUAUCGAGGUACUUAUGAAGGAAGAGCUGUGGCAGUGAAAAUGUUAUUUCCCGAAACACGAAAGAGUACACGUCAUGUGACUGAAUUUCUAACUGAAGUCAAGAUGAUGACUAUCAUGGAUCAUCCACGUGUUGUUGAGUAUAUUGGCGUUUCAUGGAAUAAUUUGAUGGAUUUAUGUGCAGUGACUGAAUUUAUGGCAGGAGGUGACUUACGUGCAUGGUUAAGUGAGCGUGCAGACAAUGCUAAUCCUGUGGGUUUUGAUUAUACAAAGAUUAAAAUUGCCACGCAUGUUGCUCAUGCACUUGCUUACUUGCAUGCAUUGACUCCUUGUGUGAUCCAUCGUGACUUAAAAUCAAAGAAUAUCUUACUUGAUGAAAAUCAUAAUGCGAAGUUGGCUGACUUUGGUGCAUCACGAGAACGAAUUGACGUGACAAUGACAGCAGGAGUUGGGACAUCGUUAUGGAUUGCACCAGAAGUGAUGAUGGGAGAACGAUAUGAUGAUAAAGCAGAUAUCUUUUCAUUUGGUGUUGUUUUAUCUGAAUUAGACUCUCAACAAAAUCCUUAUGCUCAUGCUAAAGAAAAGAGUUCACUUGGACGUAAAAUGCCUGAUACAGCGAUUCUUCAAUUAGUUGCAAUGGGAAAGUUACGGGUUGAGUUUUCAUUAGAACCAGCCAUGACAACGUUCUUGUCGGCUCUACGCGCUGAGUUUCUCGCUUCUGUACCAUCCACUUGCAUCUCUAAUGACAGUAAAAAAGAUUCUCAACUUCUACAAUCCUCAUCAUUCUCUCCAUCCAAUCGUACAGUCACUCGACAUCGUACAUUUCAAGAUCCAUUUGUAUCUUCCGAGAUAUCCCAUCGCGACAUUUUAAAGAUACUCCAAGUGAAUGAUACCACACAAGGUCAAACAAUCAAGUACAAGAGUCAAAAGGAAAGUCUCAAGACAUUAAAACGACAGGAUGGAAGCAAAAUAAACAACGUGAUUGAAGUUUUAUUGACACUAUGUCACACUCAUCUCGAAACGAAUCGUUCAAACGAGGUUUUCACUUCUUUCGAAUUAGCUCAAUCGAUUCUUCAAAGUAUACAAGAAAAUCGUGAUCUUGAGACUCUGCAAGCUCAUCUCUUUAAUCUUUUAGGUGUUGAAGGCAUGGAAUUGAUUGCGUUUGCAGUACAAAAUCAAAAAGAAUUGCUAUCAAAACAAAAGCUUGACGAAUUACAAAAGAUGCUGCGACAACAAGAGAAAAAAACACAGCGACAAGCGUCUCGAGAGAUUCGUAAGGAGGCAAACGAGGAAAAUUGGUUGGAAGCAGCAGGUUAUGAUCUUGAAGUCGUGAGAUUACAACGAGAAGCUGUCGAUCAUGAACGAAGACUGGAGUCGUCGUCUCUUAUUCAGCGAGAGUUUGGAACGCUUCAAGGAGGUUAUGAUUCCACUGGUGCAGCUGGUCAAUUAAUGUCAGCAGGAGUCUUAACACUCCCAUCAAGUACAAAACGAACGUAUUUUAAAGGUUAUGAACAUGUUUUUAUCCCUGCACAUGCGAAAAAACCACUCGAGAAGGAAGAUCCGCUUGUGGAGAUUGCAAGUCUUGACGACUUUGCUCAAACAGCAUUUCAUGGCAUUUCAACACUCAAUCGAUUGCAAUCAAAGCUUUUUCAUGCUGCAUAUCAUUCGAAUCAAAAUCUACUCGUUUGUGCUCCAACAGGUGCAGGGAAGACAAAUGUCGCAAUGCUUACGAUUUUACAAGAAGUGAAGACGCAAUAUAUUCGUUCAAAAGAUGAACGUAGUGUCUCAUUCACUCAACGACUUGCUAAGAUUAAAAUCAUUUACGUUGCACCAAUGAAAGCUUUGGCACAAGAAGUCGUGACCAAGUUUAGCGAACGACUUCGAGAGUUAAAGCUACAAGUGCGUGAACUUACUGGUGAUAUGCAAUUAACAAAACGAGAAAUUGACGAAACUCAUGUGAUUGUAACGACACCGGAAAAAUGGGAUGUCAUUACACGAAAAUCAGGGACUCAACAAUCACUUUUAAGUCAAGUGAAGGUUUUAAUUAUUGAUGAAGUUCAUUUACUUGCUGAUGAACGUGGUCCUGUCAUUGAAACAAUUGUCGCACGUACAUUACGUCGUGUAGAGAGUACACAAUGUAUGAUUCGAAUUGUGGGGCUAUCAGCGACAUUACCAAAUUAUGUUGAUGUUGCAACAUUUCUUCGUGUCUCGGUUCCAUCUGGUGAUGUUCGAAUGCAAAAUGCAGCGACAAACGGUGGUCAAGGUGGUUUAUUCUAUUUCGACGCCACAUAUCGUCCAGUACCUUUAGAUCAAACAUUUAUUGGGGUGAGUACAAAUGGAAAUUUAAAAGAUGCUGUGACGUUAAAUACUACAGCUCUUACAACAUCGUUUGAAAAUGAAGAUGAGAUGAUGAAAGAUAAAAAGGGGACGAAUACUAUGAGUCGACAACGUCAAAUUGAGUUGAUGAUGAAUAAAUUAACGUUAGCUCAUUGUCUGAAGCAAGUCCAAGCAAAAGAACAAGUGAUGGUUUUUGUUCAUUCUCGAAAAGAAACUGGUCGUACAAUGCGUACGUUAAUUGAGUUAGCACGUGGACAUGAAGAAGAGAUGAAGACAUUAGAAGCUUUUUUACCACCAAUUGAGUUACAAUUGGAUCGAAAUUUACAUGAACGUGUGCUUAAAAGUCGCAAUCAAGAAGUGAAAGAACUUUUGGGAUAUGGUCUUGGGAUACAUCAUGCUGGAAUGUUACGUAGUGAUCGUAACUUGACGGAAGAGUUAUUUGAACGGGGGUACAUUCGUGUUUUAUGUUGUACGGCAACUUUAGCAUGGGGGGUUAACUUACCGGCCCACUCUGUCCUGAUUAAAGGGACACAAGUUUAUAAUGCUGCAAAAGGAGGGAUAACGCAAUUAAGUAUCCUUGAUGUGAUGCAGAUCUUUGGUCGUGCUGGUCGUCCACAAUAUGAUACAAGAGGGGACGCAGUCUUACUUACAACUCAAGACAAUUUGGCUCAUUAUUUACGUUUAUUAACAACGGGACUACCCAUGGAAUCAGCAUUAAUUCAAGCUCUUCCUGACCAUUUAAAUGCUGAAAUUGUUUCAAAUACAAUCACAAAUCUCGAUGAAGCUUGUACAUGGCUUAGUUAUACAUAUCUCUACGUGCGUAUGCGUAAGAAUCCAUUGGCGUACGGUAUGAAAUGGGAUGAUGUGCAACACGAUCCAAUGCUUGUGGCUCGACGUCGCCAAUUAAUUUUAGCUGCGGCAGAGAAACUUGCAGCAUGUCGAAUGAUUAAAAUCUCACGUGAAAAAGGACAAAAAGCAGUCAAUGGUGAACCACAAGUGACGUUUACCGUCACGUCAGUAGGUCGUGUUGCAAGUCAUUAUUACAUUCAACACACUUCAAUCGAAACCUUUCAUGAAUUAUUUGAAGCUUCAAGUGAAGAAGAGGACACUUUGAAUUGGGACACAGUGUUUAGAUUUUUAUGUUCGAGUCAUGAGUUUGAGCAACUUAAGUCACGAGAAGAUGAAAUGACCGAAUUAGAACAGUUGCAACACCGGUAUUGUCGGUAUGCAAUAGUAGGGGGUGGACUUGACACUUCUCCUGGGAAGACAAAUAUUCUAUUACAGAGUCUCUUAAGUCGUGGUCGCAUCUCAUCGUUCACACUCAUUUCGGACUCCAAUUACGUUGCACAAAACGGAGCUCGUGUCGCUCGUGCAUUGUUUGAGAUUUGUCUGAAGAAAUCUCGUGGAAAUUACGCUGCAAUGUUUCUCCAACUUGCGAAAUGUAUUGAUCAAAAACUAUGGUUUGAUCAAACACCUUUGCUUCAAUUUUCAAAUGUUCCGUUUGCGAUAAUUCAUGAACUUGAACAUCAAUCACUUUACGAUGCAAUGAUAGAUCCUCAAGCAUGUAAUUUAAGUUCUAAAGCCUUGAAAUGGAUUCAAAGUCUUCCAUUUCUUGAUAUCACAAAUGUUCAAACACAACCUGUUGGAAAAACAAUGUUGAAAGUCACAUUUGAACUCACUCCAUUAUUUCUAGAAUGGAAAGAAGGAGUUUUUCAAGGUAAGACAUUAGCAUCGUGGAUUUGGAUUGAAGAUGGAUUGAAUGGAUAUAUUUAUCAUUCUGAGUAUUAUAUUCUUCAUCAAGCUCGUUUCUUAACAUGGAAAGCACGUGCUCAAUCGCUUGAAUUGGAAUGUUUUCUUCCUGUUUUUCUAUCACAAACACAACAAGAAGUGCAAUAUGUGAUUCGUAUCUUUUCAGAUCGUUUUGUUGGGAUUGAAUCAUUCUAUUACGUAUCGUAUACUCCAGUCCAAGAAACUCAAAGCGAGAAUCAAAUGUCGACAUCUUUGUUACAACUUCAUCCUCAACCUCUUGAAUCGCUUGAGAAUCAUGUAUAUCAAUCACUUUAUCAAACAACAUGUUCACAUUUGAAUCGAAUUCAAACUCAAAUGUUUUACAAAUUCUACCAUACUCAGGAGAAUCUAUUACUUUGUGCUCCAACGGGUAGUGGCAAGACUUUAUGUGCUGAAAUAGCUAUGUUUCGUGUUUGGAAUUCAAUCCAAAGAGACACAAUGGACUGUAUGAAGACAUCAUGUCGCUCGCUUAUUGUGUACCUUGCACCCAUGCAAGCACUUGUACGUGAAAAAGUAAUGGAUUGGACAACAAAGUUUACAUGUCAUUCAGAAUUACGAAAAAAAAUAGUCGAAGUAUCGAACGAAACACUUGUGAACAUGGAGUUUCUAUUGAAUCAAGCAGAUUUAGUUGUCUCGACAUGUGAGAAAUGGGAUCAAAUGACACGUAAUCCAUUUGUAGCACAGAAAUUGAUGUCUCAAAUCGCGCUAGUGAUUGUCGAUGAAGUGCAUUUACUAAAUGAACCACCUUAUGGUCCUGUGUUUGAGUUAAUUCUCAGCCGAAUCCGACGUUUUCAAACUGAUCAUCCUUUUCGAAUCAUUGCACUCUCUUCAUCCCUUGCAAACGCUAACGAUGUCGGUCGAUGGUUGAAUACUCCAACUAGUGAGUCAAAUGUCAACUUUGCGUACAAUUUUCAUCCAUCUGUACGUCCAAUACCGUUGGAAAUGCACGUCCAAGGCUUUCCCGAACGUCAUUAUGUCGCACGUAUGGCUGCUAUGAAUAAACCAACAUUCAUGUUGAUUCAAACUCAUGCAGUUGAGAAACCUGUUUUGAUCUUUGUCUCAUCGAAAGCUCAGACAAAAGUCACAGCAUUAGAUUUAAUUCAAUUUUCAAUGGCAUGUGAUGAUACAAAUACUGAAAAGAAAGGCUUUUUAUCUCUAGAUGAAGAUGUGAUGCAUUCAAUCUGUCUUUCCAAUCAAAUUAUCGAUGAAACAUUAAAGCAUACACUUGCAUUUGGCAUUGGUUUGUACCAUGUUGGAUUAUUACAACGAGAACGUCAAAUAGUUGAGAAAUUGUAUCGAGAAGGUGGAAUUCAAAUUGUGAUUUCAACGUCAAAUUUCGCAUGGGGAAUGCCACUUUCUGCUUCUUUAGUAGUUUUAAAAGGCAUUGAAUCGUUUGAAAAUGGACGAUAUUGUUCCUAUCCUUUAAGUGAUAUAUUGCAAAUGAUUGGACGUGCUGGACGACCUAAUGUUGAUGAAAAAGGUAUAGUUUGUGUCUUGGUAGAAGAAGGAAAGAAAAAUCGAACACAACGCUUUUUGUACGAACCCAUUGCAAUGGAAUCGUGUCUUAAUGAAAAGAAUGUUGUUAAUGAUGUGAAUGCUGAGAUUGUCGCAGGAGCAAUUCAUUCGAGAAAGGAGGUGAUGGAGUAUCUCACGUGGACUUAUCUUUUUCAACGUGUUCUGACAAAUCCAAGAUAUUAUGGUCUUGUACAAUUCAAAGAGCAGGAUACAGAUGAUCAUAAACGUCAAAAGAUUGAAUUGUUUUUUGAUAAAUUGAUUACGACGAUACUUGACCGACUUGUAUCGUAUCAAUGUUUGAUUCUAACACAAAAUGCUACACGGUUUGAGCCAACGUUUGCUGGAAAAGUAGCUGCUUCAUUGUACAUUGAUGUGCGUACAAUUUCAAAUUUAUUGACAGCUUUGAAAACACAAUGUACCAAUGCAAUGACAGAGUUCGAGACGAAUACAUUGCAAGUACUUUGUAUUGUCUGUGAGUCUUGUGUUGAAUUUGAUCAAGUUCCAGUUCGUCAUCAUGAAAUUUUAAGUAAUUUACUAUUGGAGUUGUGCGGGAAAGUGAAAUAUUCGCCAUUGAAGUAUUUGUAUGCACGUGGUAAGAAGCAACCAAAACGACUGGUUGAGACACAUGGAAGCCAAGUGAAGGCAAUGGUGAUACUACAAAUGUAUUUGAUGCGUAUGCGUUUCCCUUCAAGUGAUUUUCGGAAUGAUCUUCGUAUAAUCCUCGACUUUCUUCCACGUUUACUGCGUGCUGUCAUUCAUUUAUGUGCGUACAUCCAAUUGCCAACGUUUGUACGCACAGGUAUUCGACUUGAACAAGCAGUUGUUCAAGGUCGAUGGCCAGAUGAAAACAAUACAUUAGCUCAGUUUCCACAUGUAUCACCAAAAGUGAAAAAGAUUUUAAAUGACGAAUGGAAAGUCUCAACUUUACUUGAUUUUCAAACAUUGAUAGCGGACAAGACGAAGAAAAAAACGAUUGUUGAACGACUACAGAAUGUACGAUCACAAAGUGGAUUAACGAAUUCUCAAGUUCACGAACUUAUACGAGAAGUGGAAAAGCUACCACAGUAUCAAGUGAAUCUGUCCGUUCAUUCCAAUGAGCUUCACGUUCUUUUAACUCAAAAGUACAAGAAAAGAAAGCAAGUUACUUGUACAACACGUUUACAUUAUCCAAAAGCGUAUGGAUUGUAUGUCUUAAUAACCAAGAAGACGAAUGAUGACGAAAUGAUAAGUGAACUUAAACAUGUUCCAUAUAACGAGAAAAUUCUUUUGAGAUUGACAAGUUCUGCACUCGAUACUGAAUAUCGUGUCCAUGUAUUGUCCGAUGCAAUUGCUGGAUUGGAGAGUUUGCAUUGUCUGAAAUUGUAA